CUUUGUUUGAGAACCAUGAGGCUAUUCUUUUCGGUGUGUACCUGUUUGCUGCUUUUUCUGCAGCAGGCACAAUCCAAGACAGAUGGCAGGACAACCUGCAAGCCAGUAACAGCCAGCUUCUGUCAAGGUUUGGGAUAUACUUCGACUCCUUACCCAAGCGGGGCCCAAGGGUUCAGCCUGUACCAAGUUGGCAAGAUGGUGGAGACCGCCUGCUCACCACAUAUCGCCACGGUCAUGUGUCGCGUUGUUGUACCUGAAUGCGGUUCAGAAAAUGAAAGCCAGAAGAAGCCAUGCCGAGCACUCUGCGACAAGGUCAAGAGGGAUUGUGAGUCCACUCUAAGAGCAAAGUGGUUGUUCUGGCCGUCGAGGCUCCGGUGUGACUCAUUACCAGUUUCUAACUGUGUGCAGGGUGAAGACAAUUCUGUGACUGAAGCUCCUCCAGCAACAUGUGAGGCAAUCACUGUCCCUUUCUGCUCUGGCCUGCCUUACAAUGAGACCAUUCUGCCAAAUAGACUAGGUCACAAAACCCAAGCUGAAGUAGGCCUGGAAAUACACCAGUUUACGCCCUUUGUGAAAGUGCAAUGCUCUCCUCACCUGAAGCCAUUCCUCUGUUCAAUCUACACACCAAAAUGUGUCUCAGCAAAACUCCAGCUACCCUGCAGAACACUUUGUGAACGGGCACAGUCUGAAUGUGCUUCAAUGAUGAGCUCAAAUAACUUUCAGUGGCCCAACUCCUUAAAGUGUGAAUCUUUUACAACUGAGUCUUGUAAAAAGAGUGGUGACUCAGAAGCAUCUCAAUCACAACCAGAUGUUGAGCAUUCUUCACGGAUUUUGGUCAGUCGGGUUGAAGUUUCCCAGAACCGACCACCUGCUCAGGUGCACUCUGGGAGAGAUGACAGUUCAAGCUGCAAGCCGCUAACAACCAACUUUUGUCAAAGUGUGGGAUACAAAACUACCCGUUAUCCAAAUGGAGUCCAGGGCUUCAGCGUGCAUCAGAUUGGCCAGAUUGUGCAGACGGGCUGUUCCCCACAUGUCAAUAUCCUGAUGUGUCGUGUCGUCGUGCCUGAAUGUGGCUCAGGGGAUGAAAGUCGAGUGAAACCAUGCCGGGCUCUUUGUGAAAAGGUCAAGAAGGAUUGUGAGCCUGUCUUAAGAACUAAACGACUCUCUUGGCCAACAACGCUUCGGUGUGAAAGUCUUCCACUGACUGACUGUGUUCAGGGUCCACCUGUCCCUGUUACACAAGCCCCACCAGGAACAUGUCAGCCAAUCACAGUCCCUAUUUGUGAAGAUGUGUCUUACACAAACACUAUUCUGCCCAAUAUUCUAGGCCACAAAUCCCAACAAGAAGCAGGCCUGGCAAUUAAUCAGUUUCUGCCACUUAUAAAGGUUGAAUGCUCUCCUCACCUUAAGCCCUUCUUGUGCUCAGUCUACACACCUAAAUGUGUGUUAGGAAGACCUCAGGCUCCCUGCAGGACGCUGUGUGAAAAGGCCCGCUCAGGUUGUGGAAGACUGAUGAGCAGUUUUGGUUUCCCUUGGCCUGAAUCCUUAAAGUGUGAGUCAUUUACCACAGAGUCAUGUGAAGAGUCUUCUGUCGUUCUUGGAACAUGUCAGACCAUGACUGCUCCUUUCUGCAAAGACAUGUCUUACACAGAAGUAUUUCUGCCCAACAGUUUUGCCCACAAAACGCAGGACGAGGCAAAUCUGGCGCUAGAUCACUUUACGCCUCUUGUGCAGCUUGAAUGCUCUGCUCAUUUGAAGCCUUUCCUGUGCUCUGUCUACCUUCCCAAAUGUGAGUCUGGGAAGGAACUGACUCCCUGCAGGACGCUCUGUGAGAAGGCUCGAUCUGGCUGUGAGCCGCUGAUGAACAGGUUUGGCUUAAACUGGCCUGAAAACCUGAAAUGUGAAGCGUUUACCACAGAGUCAUGUGAACAGUAUGGAAUGAGAAGCAGUGACAAGAUGUGUGAGCCCAUCACCAUACCCAUGUGCCAGCGCCUGUCCUACAACCAGACCAUCGUCCCUAAUCUUCUAGGCCACACAAGUCAGCGGGAGGCCGUCAUGAAGAUGUCUUUCUUCAGCUCUAUUGUGCAGACGGUCUGCUCAGCAGACAUACAGCUGUUUCUGUGCAGGGUGUAUGCCCCAGAGUGUGUGGAGGGGCAAGUCCUGCGUCCCUGCAGGUCAUUCUGUGAAAAAGCCAGAAGGAACUGUGAGAGUUUCAUGAACAGUUUUGGUGUCUCCUGGCCAAAUGAGCUGCAAUGUCAUGCAUUCCCAGAGGAAUCAUGCAUAUCUGAAGAAAACACAAAAGAGAUGCUGAGUGACAAAGAGGUUCUUGCUAAGCUGAACGCUGGUGGCUACACAGUCCGCGGCGAAUCUCUCACUCUCAAGACUGCACACCUGCUGUUGGUGCUGAUGGAUGCAGAUAAAACUGGAGACCUGGAUGUGGUAGAGUUUUUCAAACUGGAGCACUAUGUGGCUGGAAUCAGGAGAGAAUAUUUGGGAAACUAUGACAGCAGGGGUCCAUCUACCGUCACACAAACCCAAAUGAAAAAGGUGGUUGCUUCCCAUGAAUUCAAUUUAGAUGAGGCAACCUUCAGAGCGCUUUGGCUUGAAUACAGCUCCAAGGGUGGAGUUAACUAUGACAAUUAUGUUGCAGCCCUGACAAAACUUAAAAUCCUUAAAGAUCGCUUCCAGGCUCAUUUGCUGAAUCUCUCAUGUGACUGCAGGGUUGCAAGUUUCUCAUUCAACCAGUUCAUGAAAGCUGCCAUAAUCUGAGGAUCAGCAGAACUCAUCAAACUCCACAACACCUCAUUAGAUUUGAAAUAAAGCAUGUAAAAUACUGUGUUGUAAUUCCUGAAGUCGGCUAUUAGUUUAUUAGUGCUUCUAUAGUCAUAACUCACAUUUAUGGGUUUACUGAUUUAUUAUUGAAAAUAAUGUAUUUCCUCAAACCUGAAAAAAUAUUUUAGUACCUGACAAAAACAUCCUACUGACUCUGGGGCAAUAAUUUGAGGAAGAAGUUUUUACUACUAAACAGACUUUAUGAUUAUCGAUAAAAAAGAUUAAACGUACAAAGAAGAAACAUCUGAUUGCAGCAAACAUUCUGUUAGUAUGCCUGCAGAAAAUGUAAACUGACGUAGCUAAAUAAUUAAAUGCAAUGAUCUAAAUUUUUUAUGGUUGGACACUGGAAACAUUUUGAAUCAGAAGAGAAAAUAUUACAUGGAUAUUUGGAAGUGUUUAUUUCUUCAAUUGAAAGUCUUUACAUUUCUUCAUACAUACAUUAAGUCUUUAAUCACUUGAUUUGUUCUCUGCUUACUGAAAAUCAAGUCAUCAUUAUUAGUCUCAAAUCAACAGAUCAAUUUAACACUAGGCUGUUGUAUUUAAUCAAAAACAUUCCAUCUGUAAAAGAUACAUCACAAAGAUAAAUCUUUUGUUCUGAA
Messenger RNA from Poeciliopsis prolifica (blackstripe livebearer), 3431 nucleotides. RefSeq lists its product as uncharacterized. Gene Ontology annotation, biological process: non-canonical Wnt signaling pathway; canonical Wnt signaling pathway. Bases 16 to 2769 code for a protein of 917 amino acids. NCBI's taxonomy places the organism in Eukaryota, Metazoa, Chordata, Actinopteri, Cyprinodontiformes, Poeciliidae. The record is from RefSeq and is a predicted model, not a curated record. Gene Ontology annotation, molecular function: Wnt-protein binding; Wnt receptor activity. Gene Ontology annotation, cellular component: plasma membrane. The transcript has 14 exons.